This is a messenger RNA of Cyclopterus lumpus (lumpfish), 2194 nucleotides long. It is a transcript of the gene gcna, whose product is annotated as germ cell nuclear acidic peptidase. The record is from RefSeq and is a predicted model, not a curated record. NCBI's taxonomy places the organism in Eukaryota, Metazoa, Chordata, Actinopteri, Perciformes, Cyclopteridae. Gene Ontology annotation, cellular component: nucleus. The transcript has 13 exons. Bases 211 to 2013 code for a protein of 600 amino acids.
UUCCGGUCUCAUUGAGCACAACAUUUGAAUUUUACUGUCGUUUAUCUCCGUUUGUCACCUACGUCUUUUAUUUACAACAGCAGAAGCGCUUUUGGUAAUCAUAUGUCAAAUCAAAUGUUUAUUAUUUUAUUAGCAAAAGGAUUAGUUUUCAAAAUGUCCGCCCGGGUCCAAACAUUGAGUUAGCUAGAGCGUUGCUAACGAGCAGGAACAAUGAACGACGAAACCCGCAGUCUGUUCGAAAGAGUUUCUCAAAAGAUGGGCUGGGAUGGUGAAGGAGGCCUGGACACGGCGGAGAGAGAGCUGAUGAGCUUGAUUGGCAAAACUCGACAUAAUGCCACACGUGGGCAUCGAUCUGUGGAUCACUCCGCCUCUCCAGUCCAGCUUUCCCUCUCUGACUGUGAAAAUAAUCCACCGAAGGAGAACCAAUACUCCAAGACCAGCAAUUACAGAAGCAAGCCCUUGAUUGAGUCCAGUGAUGAUGAUUUUGACGAAUUUCUUGUGGCAAGGGCUACACCGAAAGCUAAACCUGCCUUACUGAAACCAUCUAGUGUUGCAAAGAAAGAUGGUUCAAAUGUUGUGGUGAGCUCGGACGAUGACAACUGUUUCGAGACGUUUCUGCAACGAGUGAAAACUCCUAUUGUCAAGAAAAUAUCAGCGAGUGGGAGUGAAGAUAGCCUCACAAAGUUCAUAGUGGAUGACUCAUCAGAUGAUGACUUUAUUAAGACAUCAACUUUGAAAGUGCCUAAGAAGAGCAAUACUCCAGCAUCCCAUCAUCCACUGAGGAGACCUCUGUCUCAGUGUGACUCGCCGGUCUUUGUUAGUGACAGUGAUGAUGAUUAUAAUGUUGUGGUCAAGAGCACUUGGAGGACUCGCCAUUCAAAACCUAAAACCCAAUCAAAGGUUAACAAGAAUGAUGCUCCACGGUGUGAUGAAGAGGACCGUUCUCCAUCACUGCCUUUCUCUUCCAUCCAUUCUCCGUUUUCUUUUCUUCCCCACAAAACUCUAACAUCACUGGCCUCUCCAAAGCGCACUCUAUCUGCACCUUCUAAGCUGCAUGAAUCUGACAGUUCUGAGGAGGAGUUCACAUCCCUACUGGAGAGACUGAAGAAUAAAAACAAGUUCACUGGCACUACAUUCUCACCGAAGAGCACCCAUGUUCCUCCUGUGAAGGGAGUUUUAACACCAGCCUCUAAACCAUUUGGGGAAACACCUCUGAGUGUGAAGACACCUGGAAAAUCCACCACCUUGAAGCCCACAGUCAGUCAGACGGAGCCCAGACCCGGCCCCACCAGCAGGUUGCCGCUGUGUAAGACCCCCGGGUGCUUCUUGCAGUCUUUAUCAAACACCGGCUCCAGCUGUGGCCGCAAUUUUAAGCAGAACAAGGAAGCACUCACCAUUAGACUUUAUCAGCUGUACAAUACCAGUGUGUUUGACAAUAAGCUGCCCACUAAUAUGUCAGUGACUUGGAAUAAGAAGAUGCGGAAAACCGCCGGUUACUGUAUCACGGGUCAGGAGCGAUGUGGAGGGAACCGCUACGCCCGCAUUGAACUGUCGGAGAAAGUCUGUGACUCUGCAGAUCGUCUCAGGGACACACUGAUUCAUGAGAUGUGUCACGCUGCGACCUGGCUGAUUAAUGCUGUGAGGGACGGGCACGGGAACUUCUGGAAGCUGUAUGCUCGCAAGUCCACUCUGGCGCAUCCCGAGCUGCCCAUGGUCACCCGCUGCCACAGUUAUGACAUCAAGUACAAAUUCCAGUACCAGUGCACCCGCUGCCAGAAUUUGAUCGGACGGCAUUCCAAGUCCUUGGACACGCAGAGGUUCAUGUGUGCCCUCUGCAACGGGCAACUUGUCUUACUGACGGCUGCCAAGCCGCGUGCUCCCACACCGUUUGCCAACUUUGUCAAAGAGAAUUAUGGGACCGUACGCCAGGAGCUAUCGGGACAAAGCCACGGGGAAGUGAUGCGUAAACUUAGUGUAGACUUUGCCUCCAAGACUAAACUGAGUCAAAGCUGAGAUCUUGAUACACUCUGUACUUGCGGCCAUGGACUGAGAUGCACAUGUUCAAAACCUGUUCACAUUCUGAAAUACCUCAGUCAACUAAGUGUGAGUGAGUGAGUGAGUGAGAGUGAGAGAGCUUUCCCCCUAUUUUUAUCUUCCUCUUAGGAUCUCAAUAAAUAAAGUUGAAAUGUGUGAA